Molecule: messenger RNA, 501 nt
Organism: Pistacia vera
Lineage: Eukaryota; Viridiplantae; Streptophyta; Magnoliopsida; Sapindales; Anacardiaceae
Product: protein C2-DOMAIN ABA-RELATED 10
Exons: 3
Coding region: 1-501 (166 amino acids)
Source: RefSeq, a predicted model, not a curated record
AUGUCUCGUUCAAUUGAGAGUAUGUUAGGCCUUCUCAAAAUUCGUGUGAAGAGAGGCAUUAAUCUUGUAGUGAGCGAUACGUUUAGCAGCGAUCCUUAUGUUGUAAUUACCCAGGGAAAACAGAAAUUGAAGACCAAAGUGGUGAACAAUAACUGCAAUCCUGUAUGGAAUGAGGACUUGACUCUUCCAAUUAGAGAUACUAACAUUCCAGUUCAUUUGACCGUGUUUGACAAAGACACAUUUACUGGGGAUGACAAAAUGGGAGAAGCAAUUAUAGAUAUUAGGCCAUAUAUGGAGAGCAUAAAAAUGGGGUUGGAAAAUCUUCCCAAUGGCUGUGCAAUAAAGAAGCUACAGCCUACCAGGGAGAACUGCCUCCUCGACGAGAGCGGCAUCAUCUGGAACAACGGAAAAAUAACUCAAGACAUGGCCCUCAAAUUGCGAAAUGUGGAGAGUGGUGUUGUGGAGAUCCGCCUCGAGUGGGUUGAUGUUUUAAGGGUUUGA